CAAUAGCGCUCGAUUUGACAACAGCAUCCGUUUUGAUCAGCACAUGGAAUAUCGACAAAAUACUUCACUUAAAUACUCCAGCAACCUAACUGUACAGAUCAGUGCAGACCUUGAUCCGGUCUACAUAACGACGCGAAUCYAUUGGCAAUCUUGAAUAUCUAGACAUAAAGCAAGAAACAUAAAGUCUAUAGCGAGCAUGAACGGUCAGGGAAUUGCCAAGAGACAUUCUUUCCCCCUUCGCACAUAUUCUUGGCAUGGAAUUAGAAGAAACCACAUCGCAAUUGAAAACGGUGACGACCCGCUAAACCCAUACAAAGUCAGGAAUGCCCCGGUUGUGACAUCCGAAGGAACGCUUGAGGAGCGGGAAACAAGGCUUGAGGAAGCCCUGCUAUGGAUACGAAAAGAACUAACGGAUAUGCGGCACCAAGACAAAUAYCUCACACGUGAAUUCAUCCAACUACGCGCAACAAUACAACGAAUCAGAACAGAACAUGAAACGAUGCUUGAAGAAUUCGAGAACGGUGAAUCGAACGGUGAUGUGCUCAAAGAUUUGAGUGAUAUACCGCAAAGAAUAGUACCUCGAGCUAAAGAUGGCCGUCCAUUAGUACGGAAGAGUUAUUCCAUGGUUAUAUGAUAUAGGAUUCUURAUUAAUGUUAUCUUUUAGGUAUUAUUUUGUUGAAAAAAUCUCAUAAAUCGCAAGGGUGCUCUCUUGGAUAACAUAAAAUUUUCUUGUUCAUUWUCAACAAAAAUCGUUCAAAUAUUGCUCGGAAAACCACUUCAAAAUUUCACAAGAGCACUGUCACGGGGYUACAUGUAAAAUAAUGCCGUCGUGUCGYGGCAAUCUCGUAUCAUAACCCGCCUAAAAUUUUGAUCUGAGCGGGCUUUGGAUACGASAUGGAGACGUGAUCUAUUUUGUCGAUGAGUCARAUGCUUACGUUUUGGCCAAGMGUUCUUUUUAGCWCAGCAAUGGGCCUAMAUUUGGUUUUCAAUGUUUACAUAAGACGACCGCGUCCCUUAAAUUAACACUCCAUGAUAUAGAUGUCUACCAAACUUAAUAAUUCAAAAACCGCAGUAUUAUUGUCGGCAUCAAACGCCUGCGUGUCGACAUCAAAUAUGUAUGAUACUGAAAAAUAACAGAAUCUAUACUUCACYAAUUUAAAUUUGCACUAUAAUCCCUAGUCCCUUUUAUAGUACGCAYCAUGAAAGGCACAGGUAGCCCACUCAAUAACCACCUCAACAAAGGGAAYAUCGCUAUAAUAAUUUUAUAUAUAGAUCUGUACAGUAAAGUGAUUUAGCCAAGAGUACAAUAAAGCUGUAAACUUUGA
Molecule: messenger RNA, 1326 nt
Organism: Exaiptasia diaphana
Lineage: Eukaryota; Metazoa; Cnidaria; Anthozoa; Actiniaria; Aiptasiidae
Product: protein FAM167A
Exons: 2
Coding region: 197-634 (145 amino acids)
Source: RefSeq, a predicted model, not a curated record